Molecule: messenger RNA, 2247 nt
Organism: Folsomia candida
Lineage: Eukaryota; Metazoa; Arthropoda; Collembola; Entomobryomorpha; Isotomidae
Exons: 9
Coding region: 33-1988 (651 amino acids)
Source: RefSeq, a predicted model, not a curated record
AAUAUCAGAAGUUAAAGUACGUAAAUUCUACCAUGGCGAAGAAAUUUUUAGACGAAAAUUUUCCUGACGAAAUAGACCAGUGUCGACAAUAUUUUGUUGAUACUACGACGGACGACUCUGUGGAAGGAGUAACUGGAAAUGCACACAUUAUUUAUUUCAAGCCUUUUCUAAACUACGACUUAAUCAUCAGAGAUAUACCUACCAUGAAUAAUGGGACAUUUCAAAUACGCAUGAAACCAGUAGAGUGGGCACGAGCUUUUAUACAAUUUGACCUAAUUUCGACAACUAAACAGCUUAUGAAAGUUAUGGUAAAUCAGGACUGUUUCAAAGUAAUUAACCUCGAUUUCAUUGCAAGAAGUAACACUGCUCAAAUUAUUAUGUAUGCAGCAGUCUGGCAAAUGUCAAAAUUUCAUGAAAAUAGUCACAUUGAUCCUUGGUCCUUUCCAUUGACAUUUGCCGAAAUUAUGCAACUGCCUCGACCAACUGAGCAAGAAUCUGAAAUAAUGAUGGAUGCUCUUCGACAAACUCAUCCAAUAUUUGAUCCCGAACCACCACCCGAACUAGAACAAGCACUACAAACAAUUAUCAGCCAAAUGCCGGUUAAUGUUUUCUGGGAUGUCCCAGCAAAUGAUACAUUAAUGCAAUAUCAAUAUAUAACUGGAGCAAUAAAGGAACAAGAGAAGUAUGAUCAGAUGUUUCAAAAAUGUGUGGCGUAUUAUGAGUCAAUUGGUGAAACUUACAAGGAUAUAAACACAGCUCAAAUUGCUGCUGCCCUAACGAGAGCUACGAUUCCGAACAAUACAGAUCAAAUAGUGGACAUUUUUCAAAUUAGUAAACAACGAAUGGAGGAUGCUUCCAAGUUACGGACUAUUGAAAAGAUAGCGGCAAAAAUUGCAAGUCACUCCAUACGACUUGAUUUAAAAAAUGCUGGAAAAUUCGACAACAUCAAUGAUUUAUGUCCAGUCAAGCUGUUGGCCAUUUACAGAGGAGCAAAGUUUCUCCGUAACAAAGAUUUCAUGCAAGACGGGGUCCCCGUCCAGUUCGACUCUGCAAUUAGAGACCACAAUCUUUAUCCCUCGGUCUAUGAGUGUCUUGCAAUAAAUGGCGAAUUAGAAUUGACUGCGGAAGCAAUUCUAGCUCGUCUUGCUCGUAUCAAAUCAAGGGAAAUGGCCAAUAGUAAUUCAAAUGUGGUAAUUCCAACUCAAUGUGACCAAAUUCCAAUACUGCAGUCAUAUAAUGGACUUGACACAAGCGUACCGAUGGGUGGGCCACCAAUCAUUGGUCAAACUUUUAACAAUGUAAAUAAUGCUUACGACAACAAUUAUCCAAUGGAAGAACUUGGGGCUCAACUCACCUACCCAGCGGAAAAUCCAAGUCAUGCAGUACUUUCGACGGGACUACCAAAUAAGGCAUCUGUACCAAAUAGUGGACAAACUAAUAAGCUAGACUCUGACGACAUCAGUAUUUUGGAAAUUGAUUCAAACUAUUUUAAGAGCUUAAGUCUGAAUGGUGGAAUAGAACCAAUUUUGAAUGAUCCAAAUUUUUCUGGAUUGGUUACUGUGAUUACUUCUAAGAGUGAAAAUGACAGUGACGACGAAAUUCAAUCUCACGCAUUUUCAUCUACGACUUGGAUGGCUGCAGUGCAAUUUUACAAGGAACACGGUGCUGUCGCGGUAGGCAAAGAUCUUUUGAUUCGUAACCUAUUUACAGACAACGAGCUCAAAGAGUUUACGCCGAGCGGGAAAAAGGCGAAAGAUCAACUUGACAUUAACAGACAAAGACAGCUUUUAGCCGGUCUUCGUUACCUGAUUGAAAAAGUCCCAUUAAGCCCUACGGCGGAAAAAGGUGAAAAAUGGUCAGUGGCUCUGAAAAAGACUUUGAUCCAAAAGGUCAUUUUUGAAGGAAGCAGCCAAAUUCGCAACCCCAAAAAACCGCCUAUCAAAUCUAUUAGUACAGCUAAAAAUUCCAUUUGUAAAAGGCGUCUUUAAAAUCCUUCAGUUAACCUUCCAACACCUGUUAAUUUGUCAUUAAUAUUUAAGCGUAAUUAACUAGAAUAGUAACUAGUUACGGCGAUUAUUUAAAGAAAGGAAAGACGAAAAUUAUCACAAGACAUUUAUUACACAACAAGAAAUACACACAUGAAUUAAUAUUUAAACAAUGCAGAAUUGUCCUUAACAAUAAUCAACAAAACAACAUUUAAUUAAUAGCUUUGCAUGCCCACACUAAUAAAUAAGUAGCACCAACCAA